Molecule: messenger RNA, 3448 nt
Organism: Momordica charantia (bitter melon)
Lineage: Eukaryota; Viridiplantae; Streptophyta; Magnoliopsida; Cucurbitales; Cucurbitaceae
Gene: SEC
Product: Tetratricopeptide repeat (TPR)-like superfamily protein
Biological process (GO): protein O-linked glycosylation
Molecular function (GO): protein O-acetylglucosaminyltransferase activity; protein binding
Source: RefSeq, a predicted model, not a curated record
CUGCUGCUGCUGCUGCUGCUGCUUUCGGCUCUGAUCGCGGCAAUGAUUCGUUUGUGCCCAAGGCGGAGCCCCCUUCUCUCACCCUCGUUUCCUUCGACAGUCCUGAUUCUCAUGAAGUUGAUGAAGAAACCUAUCUGGCUCUUGCUCACCAGAAGUACAAGAAUGGUGAUUAUAAGCUGGCGUUGGAGCAUAGCACUAUAGUUUAUGAGAGGAAUCCACUUCGCACAGAUAAUCUUCUUCUGAUGGGUGCCAUAUACUAUCAGUUGAGUGACUUUGAUAUGUGUAUUGCAAAAAAUGAAGAAGCUCUUCGUCUAGAGCCGCGUUUUGCUGAGUGUUAUGGAAACAUGGCUAAUGCUUGGAAGGAGAAAGGAAAUAUAGAUCUUGCAAUUCGUUACUACCUGAUCGCCAUUGAGCUGCGACCCAAUUUUUGUGAUGCAUGGUCAAACUUGGCCAGUGCUUACAUGCGAAAAGGAAGGCUUAAUGAGGCUGCUCAAUGUUGUCGUCAGGCACUUGCAUUGAAUCCUCUUCUGGUUGAUGCUCAUAGCAACCUUGGGAACCUCAUGAAAGCACAAGGGAUGGUUCAAGAAGCAUACAGCUGCUACCUUGAAGCUUUACGCAUUCAGCCUACAUUUGCUAUCGCAUGGUCAAAUCUCGCUGGUCUUUUUAUGGAAUCUGGUGACCUUAACAGAGCACUUCAAUACUACAAGGAGGCCGUAAAACUCAAACCCCAAUUUCCAGAUGCCUAUCUGAACCUGGGUAAUGUUUAUAAGGCUUUGGGAAUGCCUCAGGAGGCAAUUGUGUGCUACCAACGUGCUAUUCAGAUGCGCCCCAACUAUGCUAUAGCAUAUGGUAAUUUGGCAAGUACUCAUUACGAACAAGGCCAACUUGAUCUGGCAAUACUUCACUACAAGCAAGCUAUUACAUGUGAUCCUAGAUUUUUGGAGGCAUAUAACAAUUUGGGUAAUGCUCUAAAAGAGUUUGGUAGAGUGGAUGAAGCUAUACAAUGUUACAAUCAAUGCCUUGCUCUGCAACCAAGCCACCCACAAGCUCUUACCAACCUCGGGAAUAUAUACAUGGAAUGGAAUAUGGUGCCGGCUGCUGCUUCAUAUUAUAAGGCCACACUGAGAGUAACUACUGGCUUGUCAGCCCCUUUUAAUAAUCUCGCCAUCAUUUAUAAGCAGCAGGGGAAUUAUGCUGAUGCAAUUUCUUGCUACAAUGAGGUCCUCCGAAUUGAUCCAUUGGCAGCUGAUGGCCUUGUCAAUAGGGGAAAUACUUAUAAGGAAAUUGGAAGAGUGAGUGAUGCAAUUCAGGACUACAUUCGGGCCAUUAAUAUCCGGCCUACCAUGGCUGAAGCUCAUGCUAAUUUAGCUUCAGCUUAUAAAGACAGUGGACACGUGGAGGCUGCUAUAAAGAGCUAUAAACAAGCAUUGCAUCUUCGGCCUGAGUUUCCUGAGGCAACAUGCAACCUUUUGCAUACACUACAGUGUGUCUGCAACUGGGAGGACCGUGAUAAAAUGUUUGCUGAGGUAGAAGGGAUCAUCAAGAGGCAAAUUAAUAUAUCUGUUCUACCAAGUGUUCAACCUUUUCAUGCAAUAGCAUAUCCAAUUGACCCGUUGCUUGCCCUUGAAAUUAGCCGCAGUUAUGCAUCACACUGCUUGAAAAUUGCAUCUCGAUUUUCACUUCCUAGUUUCAACCACCCUUCACCAGUUCCUAUUAAGUGCAACGGGGGAUUUGAGAGGCUUAGGAUUGGUUACGUCAGCAGUGACUUCGGUAAUCACCCCUUAUCACAUCUUAUGGGAUCUGUUUUUGGCAUGCACAACAGGGAACAUGUUGAGGUCUUUUGCUAUGCUUUGAGUCCAAAUGAUGGUACGGAGUGGAGACAUCGUAUUCAAUUUGAAGCUGAGCACUUCAUAGAUGUUUCUGCCAUGACAUCUGAUGUGAUUGCAAAAAUGAUCAAUGAAGACAAAAUACAAAUUUUAAUAAAUCUGAAUGGUUAUACUAAGGGGGCUAGAAAUGAAAUUUUUGCCAUGCAGCCGGCACCUAUUCAGGUUUCAUACAUGGGCUUUCCAGGAACAACAGGAGCAACUUACAUAGAUUAUUUAGUGACUGAUGAGUUUGUUUCACCUUUACGUUAUGCACAUAUUUACUCUGAGAAGAUUGUCCACCUCCCACACUGUUACUUUGUAAAUGAUUAUAAGCAGAAAAAUCUGGAUGUGUUGGAUCCAAAUUGCCAGCACAAACGUUCAGAUUAUGGAUUACCUGAAGGGAAAUUUAUCUUUGCUUGCUUUAAUCAGUUAUACAAAAUGGAUCCAGAGAUCUUCAACACCUGGUGUAAUAUUCUUAAACGUGUGCCAAACAGCGCACUUUGGCUUCUGAGAUUCCCUGCUGCUGGUGAAAUGAGGCUUCGAGCAUAUGCUGCCGCUCAAGGAGUGCAACCAGAGCAAAUAGUUUUCACGGACGUUGCCAUGAAAAAUGAACAUAUCAGACGUAGUGCAUUAGCAGAUUUGUUCCUGGACACGCCUUUGUGUAAUGCACAUACAACAGGAACAGACAUCUUAUGGGCGGGUUUACCAAUGGUUACCCUGCCCCUCGAGAAAAUGGCUACAAGGGUUGCUGGGUCUCUCUGUCUGGCGACUGGACUGGGAGAUGAGAUGAUUGUUAACAGUAUGAAAGAGUACGAGGAGAGGGCAGUAUCAUUGGCACUGAAUCGGCCGAAGCUCCAAGCACUUACCAACAAAUUGAAAGCAGUGAGAAUGACUUGCCCUCUAUUUGACACGACUCGAUGGGUAAGGAAUCUGGAGAGGUCAUACUUCAAAAUGUGGAACUUGCAUUGUUCGGGGCAGCGGCCGCAACAUUUCAAAGUGACCGAAAACAAUUUGGAGUUCCCCUAUGAUAGAUAGCACAGCCAUUCCACGCCUUCAUUGUUUGUAUUGGUAAGCCUUGCUGGUAGUUUUGAUGUGAUCUGAUCAGCAGAGUGUUGUAGCAUAUUCGACUAGUGGGUUGGGUGCUCGACAUUGACAUUGUAUUCCAUGGUGUUCCGAGUUUCUCCGUAUGACAAAAGGAUCAGCUUCUCGAGUUUAAUAUCUGCUGCCAUUGCCUAGGAGAAUGCUACAGAGGUUGUUUGUUUGUUUCGACUUGAUUCAGAUUGCUGGUGUGUGGUUAAAUAGAAUGUUGUAAGGUAAGCAGUGGAAUAAAGCAAAGAAACCAACACCUUUUGGUCGUGAGGUAGUGAAAUAUUUCAGAUUUGUUUCUUGUUUUAUUGUUGAGAUUACAAGAAAAUAUAAGCAGCAGCUGUUCUAUUAUUAUAUUGUUCAAGAUAUUAUGGCCAAUAAUAUCUUAUGUAUUUUGUGUGCUGGAACCAUUUAGGCCAUUCUCGAUAUGUGAAUAUGCUAUUUGAAUACUGAAUCUCUAUUUGUUGGAAGGAUUUAAGGGAAAAAUUUAUGGUUAA